ACAGGUUUUGCUAUGUGUGCGGUUGUGUAACAAUGACAGACCGACAGUGCACCAUUACUCCCCUAGUGAAAAACUUAUAUCAUGCAUACUUUGGAAUGAAACUUGGAGACCAAGAUAAAGCUUUUGCCCCUCACAUGUGCUGCAAAACAUGUGCUGAAAAUCUGCGGCGCUGGAGCAACAAGAAGAUUCAACGUCUACCAUUUGGCAUUCCUAUGGUAUGGAGGGAAGGCAGAGAUCAUACCACGGACUGUUACUUCUGCAUGACAAACCUUCAGGGUAUAAACAGGAAGAACAAACAUCAUGUUAAGUAUCCAGAUGUACCCUCAGCCAUCAAACCAGUUCCUCACGGACCGGGAAUACCAAUUCCAACUCCACCAGAAAACUAUAGGGACAUGAUACUCGAUGACGAUCAUGAUAUCGAUGAAGACAUAGAAGAGAUUGACGCUUCUAGUACAUACUCGCCCACAGCUUCUGCAAAAGAGCCCAUACCCUUCAGUCAAGCUGAGUUGAAUGAUUUAACAAGAGAGUUGUGCUUGUCUUAG
Messenger RNA from Homarus americanus (American lobster), 542 nucleotides. RefSeq lists its product as uncharacterized. Bases 33 to 542 code for a protein of 169 amino acids. NCBI's taxonomy places the organism in Eukaryota, Metazoa, Arthropoda, Malacostraca, Decapoda, Nephropidae. The transcript is spliced from 2 exons. The record is from RefSeq and is a predicted model, not a curated record.